GUCAUUACGUAGCUGUCCCGGAAACUGUGCGUAGCUUGGCCACGCCCCCUCUGUGAUUUCUGUCAUGGCUGCGCACUGAGUGAGUGAAACUACCGAUGUGCUGUAACAGCAUAUUUUUUCCUUAGUUCACCGAUGUGGGCUAAAUUAUUUCUGCGCCCUUCGUUCAUCAACCGAGUUCAUCUCACGUGGAGUCUCAGAUCAUUAGUCACAAUGCAACUGAAAACUAAAGAGUUUGAGUCCUUAUUUACCGACGGGCUGGUUGGUCUUGCUGAAAUAUUUGAAAAGAACCAGUUUGAGCUGAGGAUUGCGGGAGGUGCAGUGCGGGAUCUUCUGUCAGGAAAACGGCCUGAAGAUGUGGAUUUUGCCACCACUGCCACUCCAGAGGAAAUGAAGAGCAUGUUCCAGACAGCAGGAGUCAGAAUGAUAAACAACAAGGGAGAGAAACACGGGACCAUUACUGCCAGGCUUCAUGAUGAAAACUUUGAAGUGACCACUUUGCGAGUGGAUGUGCAGACUGAUGGGCGGCAUGCAGAGGUGGAGUUUACCACUGACUGGGAGAAGGAUGCAGAGCGCAGAGAUCUCACCAUCAACUCCAUGUUUCUAGGACUAGAUGGGACUCUCUAUGAUUAUUUCCAAGGAUAUGAGGACCUCAAAAACAGGAAAGUAAGAUUUGUCGGCAGUGCCUCACUACGAAUCCAAGAGGACUACCUUCGAAUUCUGAGAUAUUUCAGAUUUUAUGGGCGGGUGGCAACUGAGCCUGGGCAACAUGAACCUGAGACUCUGGAGGCAAUAAGAGAGAAUGGCAGAGGAUUGGCAGGAAUCUCAGGUGAGAGGAUCUGGGUGGAACUGAAGAAGAUGCUGGUUGGUAACCAUGCUGACCACCUGCUGGAGCUUGUCUAUGAGUUGGGCCUUGCCCAGUAUACAGGUCUUCCAGCAGAUGGCAAUGUUGAGGAGAUGAAGCAGAUCUGGCAGAAGGCUCAUGGCAGCUCUCCUAAACCCAUGACUAUCCUGGCUGCUUUGUUCCGAAGCCAGGAGGACGUGGAGAAACUGGAUCUCCGACUGAAACUGUCCAGAGAGGAGAAAAACCUGGGCCUCUUCCUGGUCAAAUACAGACGAGAUCUCGUUAAGGGACUGGACGAACAUGACGGCAUGAAACCGUACACAGAUUUCAUCAUUGAUUCUAGAGAGCCGGACUCCCAGAGUAAAGUACUGGAGUUGCUGAAAUAUCAGGGAGAAAAUAAACUUUUAGAUCAGUUGAGCAGGUGGUCCAUCCCACGCUUCCCAGUGAGUGGCCAUGACCUACGCAAACUGGGUUUUACUUCGGGUAAAGAGAUUGGCACCAUUCUUCAGGAGCUUAGGGACACAUGGAAGAAGAGCCACUAUCAGAUGAGCAAAGAGGAACUCCUGGCCACCCUUAGCACAUCCUGAUGCCAGAUAAGGAAACACACUAGCAUCAGAAGUGCUUCUGUCUCUGCAUGCAUGUGCCAUAAUGCAUUAUGAGUUAGUGUACAGAAGGUGCGCCUCCUUAGUGUCAAUGGAGACUGGACAGUCAGGACAAACAUAUAACACUUGUUAUUUAAUUUUGUUCUAUGCUUUUGCAGGUACAAUGCAAACAAAGGUGUAGGAAUAUCUAUGGUUAUGGUCUUGGGAAUUCGUAAUGAAUUUUUGGAUGUUUUUCAGGUUGCUGAAAAUGUUUUGGAGCAUCAAAGUGCACAUUUUCAGAUUUAGAGCAUUUAACAUAAUAAGCAUUUACCCCGUCUUUGAACCGUGGGCAUUGUAAACACUCUCUAAAACGUGCUCUUUCUGAAUAUAUUAUUUUAUUAUUCAUGAAGUUCUCUAGCAUUUUCCUUGUGCAAAUGGUGGUUUAGUUUGACACAAGAUAUUCAUUCAUUAAUGUAAUUGAUUUGAACAAGGAUGCGUCUAAAUUAAGCAAAGUUCAUUUUGUUUUUUUGUUUUUUUGUUUCUUUGAUGUGGGAUUUUGCCCUUUCAGAAGAGUGGUGUAAUUAUUAUAUAUAAGGGAGUAAUUUAGCUCUCCUGCAGAGAGGACAUCUCAUAUGAAGCAGUAGUCAUGGUUUCAUUAUGAGGGAAAAAAUAUGUUCCUUUUGUCAACAGUUCAUAGUUAUUAGAAGGUUAUGUAACCAACUCUCCAGGUGUUUACUUUGAAAUAAAGUAGCCCAUAGUGUU
Molecule: messenger RNA, 2184 nt
Organism: Labeo rohita (rohu)
Lineage: Eukaryota; Metazoa; Chordata; Actinopteri; Cypriniformes; Cyprinidae
Gene: trnt1
Product: tRNA nucleotidyl transferase, CCA-adding, 1
Exons: 8
Coding region: 133-1428 (431 amino acids)
Biological process (GO): RNA processing
Molecular function (GO): RNA binding; nucleotidyltransferase activity
Source: RefSeq, a predicted model, not a curated record